GUCAGCUAGCAAAGGAUGCUUACAUCAGCUGUCAGAGGCUUUGGCAGAGGGGCUGCGGCAUUUGGACACAGAGGCCAGUUGGCAGGUAUGGUGAGGUACAGCAAGAUGACUGAGUUGCAAGCCCUCCAGCAUUCUUUCCAGGAUAACUCCCUGGCUCUGGGCCAAGUGGGGCAGAGCUGUGGGGUAAUUCAGGAGAAUGGGAUGGCUUCAGAGCAGAGACAACAGCACCUUUCCCAAGGCCCAGCAGACGCUGAGAAGAGUCUUCCAGUAAACAUACCAGAUGCAGCUAAAAGGAAGAAGAAGAAGAGAACCAGAGCAACAGACAGCUUCACUGGCACUUUUGAUGAUCUCUACAAAUUGACAGAUGAGGUGCUGGGUCAGGGGGCUUAUGCCAAAGUUCAAGGAUGCACAAGUCUUCAAAAUGGACAGGAGUUCGCCGUUAAGAUCAUAGAAAAGAGCGCCGGGCACAGCCGCAGCAGAGUGUUUCGAGAAGUUGAGACUCUCUACCAGUGUCAAGGAAACAGGAACAUCUUGGAGUUGAUCCAGUUCUUUGAAGACAGUUCCUUUUAUUUGGUGUUUGAAAAGUUGCGUGGAGGCUCCAUCCUCACACACAUCCAGAACCGAAAGCACUUUGACGAGCUGGAGGCCAGUAAGGUGGUCAGGGACAUUGCACAAGCUCUUGACUUCCUGCACACAAAGGGAAUCGCCCACAGAGACCUUAAGCUGGAGAACGUCCUUUGUGAGUCCACUGAUCGGGUGUCCCCAGUGAAGAUCUGUGAUUUCGACUUGGGAAGUGGAGUGAAGCUCAGCAGUGCCUGUACGCCCAUAACAACCCCCGAGCUCACCACACCGUGUGGCUCAGCAGAGUACAUGGCUCCAGAGGUAGUGGAGGUGUUCACUGACGAGGCCUCCUUCUAUGACAAGCGCUGCGAUCUAUGGAGCCUCGGGGUGAUCCUCUACCUACUGCUGAGCGGCAGCCCCCCCUUCACGGGCCACUGCGGCACCGACUGCGGCUGGGAUCGAGGAGAGACCUGCAGAACCUGCCAAAGUCACCUGUUUGAGAGCAUCCAGCAGGGCAAGUAUGAGUUUCCAGACAAGGACUGGAGUCACAUCACAGAGGGGGCCAAGGACCUCAUAUCCAAGCUGCUGGUUCGAGAUGCAACUCUGCGCCUCAGUGCUGCUCAGGUCCUCAAGCACCCUUGGGUACAGGGGAAUGCUCCAGAGAGAGGGCUUCCAACUCCUCACGUUCUACAGAGGAACAGCAGCACAAAAGAUCUAACUCAGUUCGCAGCAGAAGCCAUCGCCUUCAACCGGCAGCUCUCCCAGCACGACGAGCAGCAGGAGGACUCUGCCAUCGUUUGCUCCAUGACUUCUCCACCUUCCAACUCCAGCUGGCCCGCAGACGGGCCCCAGUCCAACGCCCUGCGAAACCCGGACUUCGCACCUGCGUCGGACAGCCUUGCUGCGUGAAGGACCAGCACGAGUACUCGUCAUGUUUGCUCUUUUUUGAUUUCAGCUUCUGCAUGCUCCUUGUGUGUUUAUUUGUUUGUGUUCACAGGGAGCCUUUAGGAUCACAGGUGAUAGCUGUU
Messenger RNA from Notolabrus celidotus (New Zealand spotty), 1589 nucleotides. RefSeq names its product MAPK interacting serine/threonine kinase 1 (gene mknk1). Gene Ontology annotation, molecular function: calcium-dependent protein serine/threonine kinase activity; calcium/calmodulin-dependent protein kinase activity; calmodulin binding. Gene Ontology annotation, cellular component: nucleus; cytoplasm. The record is from RefSeq and is a predicted model, not a curated record. Gene Ontology annotation, biological process: intracellular signal transduction; peptidyl-serine phosphorylation; protein autophosphorylation. NCBI's taxonomy places the organism in Eukaryota, Metazoa, Chordata, Actinopteri, Labriformes, Labridae.